Molecule: messenger RNA, 1224 nt
Organism: Sporothrix schenckii 1099-18
Lineage: Eukaryota; Fungi; Ascomycota; Sordariomycetes; Ophiostomatales; Ophiostomataceae
Product: aspergillopepsin I
Exons: 1
Coding region: 1-1224 (407 amino acids)
Biological process (GO): proteolysis
Molecular function (GO): aspartic-type endopeptidase activity
Source: RefSeq, a predicted model, not a curated record
AUGGCUCCCCUCACGCACCUGCUUACCGCCGCCGGCUUGGCUGGUCUGGCCGCUGCCGUUCCGGCCAAGCUCGGCGCUGGUUCGUCCACGCUGCACCAGGUCCGCAACCCCAACUACGUCUUCAACGGCGCUGUGUCGGUCUACAAGACCUACCUCAAGUUCGGCGUCCCCAUCCCGGCCACCCUGCAGGCCGCCGUCGACCGCACCGGUCUGCUGUCCAAGCGCAGCGAGGGCGUCGCUGUCGCGUCGCCCAUUGACUCGCUGGACGACGCCUACACCAUCCCCGUGAGCAUUGGCACGCCGGCGCAGGUCCUGAACCUCGACCUGGACACGGGCUCGUCCGACCUCUGGGUCUUCAGCAGCGAGACGCCCUCGAGCGAGGUCAACGGCCAGCACCAGUACGACCCGAGCAAGAGCAGCACCUCCAAGCUCAAGUCGGGCUACACCUGGUCCAUCUCGUACGGCGACGGCAGCUCGUCGAGCGGCAACAUUUACACCGACGCCGUCAACAUUGGCGGCGUGACCGUUCCCAACCAGGCCGUCGAGCUCGCCGAGCAGGUGUCGUCGACCUUUUCGUCCGACAGCGCCGUCGACGGCCUGGUCGGUCUGGGCUUUGACAGCCUCAACACGGCCUCGCCCAGCGCCGUCAACACCUUCUUUGACAACGCCGCCAGCCAGCUGGACGCGCCCCUCUUCACGGCCGACCUGAAGCACAACGAGCCCGGCUCGUACGACUUUGGCUUCAUCGACUCGUCGCUCUACACGGGCGACAUCACCUACGUGCCCGUCAACACCAACCCGGGCUACUGGACCUUUACGUCGUCGGGCUACUCCGUCGGCUCGGGCUCGUUCUCGUCGAGCUCCAUCACCGGCAUUGCCGACACCGGCACCACCCUGCUGUACCUGGACCUGGCCAUCGUCAAGGCCUACUACGCCAAGGUCAGCGGCGCCUCCAACAGCAACACCUACGGCGGCUACGUCUUCCCCUGCAGCGCGACCCUGCCCUCGUUCACGUUUGGCGUUGACUCGGCCCGCAUCACCAUCCCCGGCGACUACAUCAACUACGGCCCCGUGUCGUCCGGCUCCAACACGUGCUUCGGCGGUCUGCAGGACAGCUCCAGCAUUGGCAUCAACAUCUUUGGCGACGUCGCCCUGAAGGCUGCUUUUGUCGUCUUCAACGGCGGCAGCUCCCCGACUCUGGGCUGGGCCUCCAAGAACCUGUAA